AUGGAACUAAAUAUUAUACAUAAUAGUUUUGAAAUAGAAACUUUAUCAGGUCGUAGAAUUAACAUUGAACAAAAUCAAAGAAAUGAAACAAUUGCAAGUGUAAAAAAGAGAAUUUCAACUAUUUACGAAAAUGAUGGAGAGAUUGGUAACGAUGGCCAUUUUUAUUUAUUACAUUCAAAUGGCAAACAAUUAAACGAUGAUGAUUUAAUAAAUGAAUCAUUAAUCAAUAAUAGCAAAGAAAGAAUUUUAGUUCGUCGUAAUAGAUACAGUUGUUUUAUCGAGCAUAUGAUCAAUGAACAUGUAUCCAAGCCAUGGUUAAAAUGGGUAUCAAGGGUUUUAUGUGUUUGCUUUUCAAUGCUUUUGAUAGCAGCAUUUGCUCAAAUUUCAUUUUAUUUACCACAUGCCAGAAACGUACCGGUCACAUUACAAACCCUAGGAAUUUUCAUAAUCUCAUCACUAUUGGGUUGGAAGAUGGGUGUCUCAACUAUAGUUCUUUAUUUGUUAUGCGGUUUAGCUGGUGCUCCAUUCUUUACAAAUCAAGGUCAUGGUGUUGCAUAUAUGAAUGGAAGUACCAGUGGUUAUCUAUAUGGGUUCAUCGUCGCUGCAUUUGUUGUUGGUUAUGCAUCAGAACUUGGUAGUGAUAGGGUUUAUUUUUUUAAUUGGAAAUCAACAUUAUUAUCAAUGAUUAUUGGUAAUGUCGUUAUCUAUAUUGUAGGUAUUCCAGUUUUGGCAAGUAAAAUAGGUUGGUCUAGUUCAAUUAAAUUUGGUUUGGUACCAUUUUUAGUCGGUGAUACUCUAAAAAUUAUUAUAGCAACAGUCGUAAUACCUUCAAUUUGGAAAUUAAUUGCUUAUCUUUCAAAUAGAAAUAUAAUUAUCAAAUCCCAAAUUCCUUUAGAUUUUCUAUCAUCAAAUGAACAAAAUAAAUAA
This is a messenger RNA of Dictyostelium purpureum, 927 nucleotides long. RefSeq lists its product as uncharacterized. The transcript has a single exon. NCBI's taxonomy places the organism in Eukaryota, Evosea, Eumycetozoa, Dictyosteliales, Dictyosteliaceae. Gene Ontology annotation, biological process: biotin transport. Gene Ontology annotation, molecular function: biotin transmembrane transporter activity. The record is from RefSeq and is a predicted model, not a curated record. Bases 1 to 927 code for a protein of 308 amino acids. Gene Ontology annotation, cellular component: plasma membrane.